This is a messenger RNA of Olea europaea var. sylvestris, 351 nucleotides long. RefSeq lists its product as uncharacterized. The transcript has a single exon. The coding region runs from base 1 to 351 and encodes 116 amino acids. The record is from RefSeq and is a predicted model, not a curated record. Lineage: Eukaryota; Viridiplantae; Streptophyta; Magnoliopsida; Lamiales; Oleaceae.
AUGGUUUCCAAUGUACAUUUUACAAAAGAUGAUGGUGAUCCCUUUGAUGAUCCUGAAAAUUACAUAAGAUUAGUUGGGAAACUAAACUAUCUUACAGUGACCCGUCCAGAUAUUGCUUAUGCUGUCAAUGUUGUCAACCAAUUAAUGUCUACGUCUACAAUAAAACAUUGGACAACUUUGGAACAUAUAUUGUGUUACUUGAAAAGAGCUCGUAGUCUUCGUAUAGUAUAUAGCAAUCACAGACACACUUGCAUUAAGGGAUUUGCAGAUGCUGAUUGGGCUGGAUCCAAAAUUGAUAGAAGGUCCACUACAGGAUAUUGUGUCUUUGUUGGUGGAAACCUUGUGUCCUAG